UAUACUAUUACAAUAUUGGCGAUUUAUUGUAAGAGAUGGGGAAAAUUUUACUACAAUUUACAUUCAUUGUAGUUUCUUGUUUGGGAUUGAUUGAAGGAUCUACGAAGAAAGGGCUAGCUGUGGAUCCGCGAACGUUUCUCUGUGACGAUUUCCAAGCAUUCACCAAUUUUGCAUGGUGGUAUGACUGGGGCGCUAAUUUGGACCUUAUUAAAGGGGAAAGUGGAUGUAACAAUAUAGAUGCCAAUGUCGACACACACGUCCCAAUGGUAUGGGGCUAUGGAAGCUAUUUUUCACAGUACUAUCUCAAUAAUGAAGCGGCCUUUCUCAUGGCAUUCAACGAACCAAAUCACAUGACCCAAUCAAAUAUCGAUCCAGUACUAGCAGCGAGUGUAUGGGGAGAGGUAGAAGCACUGGCAAACGGGAGGCCAAUAGUAAGUCCUUCUCCGGCAAGGUGCGAUGGUCCUAAUUGCUUAUGUAGCACGGAGGAAUGGUUUGAUGCGUUCUUCGCGAAUUGUGUCGACUGUCGUGUGGACUACCUAGCUACGCAUAUGUACAGCUGUAACCCUUAUGAAACUAUGGAAUUCCUGGAGAAUCUGUACAACAAAUACGGGCUUAAAAUAUGGUUAACGGAGUUUGCGUGCCCUAAUACUUGGAAUGACGCGGUGCAGUUUGCAUAUAUGGAGGCAGUUCUACCAAUGCUUGAAAGUGCAGCUUACAUUUACAAAUAUUCCUGGUUUGUGUCACGUGUUACUUUCGAGACGAGGACUGAUUUUAUUGACAUGUCGGCUAGUUUGCUCGAGCCAUACUCUUCCCAGCUAACAUGGCUUGGUGAAUAUUACAACUCCUUUGUAUGGCAGGAAUGAUAUCAAUAUUGACUUAUUGUGUUACCUUUUCGUUUGACAUCACGCAAAUCAGAUUAUAAAUUAAAAAAAAAAAA
Messenger RNA from Ruditapes philippinarum (Manila clam), 937 nucleotides. RefSeq lists its product as uncharacterized. NCBI's taxonomy places the organism in Eukaryota, Metazoa, Mollusca, Bivalvia, Venerida, Veneridae. The record is from RefSeq and is a predicted model, not a curated record. The transcript is spliced from 3 exons. Bases 36 to 863 code for a protein of 275 amino acids.